CAACAGCUGAGUGGCUGAGUGGCAUAAAAAACGUCAAAAAUAUCGAAGCGGUCGGCGAGUCUUAUUAGAACACGUCAGUAUUUUACGUUUAUAAUAAACGUGUUUAACAAGGAAUAAGCCUUAAUCUUUUUAAAUAUUGAUACAUAGUGACUGAAUGUAGUGCGGUUUCAUUCACGAGUGUUGUGUUUCGAGAAAACUCCUGGAUCGAUAAAGGGCUGUGCCAACAUGGGGAGCAGCGGAAAAAGUAUAUUUAAUACAUUAAUCGCCCUCGUAAUUCUGCCUCUCGCUUGUUGUAAUGUACAGCCCCCAAUAGUCAACCCAGGUAUUCUUAGUCAGGCUAAAAGCCUCGGCGAGUGUCAGGCCUGUAAAUUAUUCGUGGAUUCGUUUAAAAAAGGAUUAGAACGGACUGCGAGAGGUAAAUACGAGGGCGGUGAUGCCGCGUGGGAAGAGGAGAAGCUAAAACUGUCGUACAAACGUAGCGAAAUGCGAUUAAUUGACAUACAAGAAGGAAUUUGCAAAGAGGGCAAGCACUCAGUUCAAUGUCACCAUAUGGCUGAAAAAGCUGAAGAGUUCAUUGAAGCCUGGUGGGCUCAAGACCCAGAUGAAUCUACUGACUUAUACAACUACAUUUGUAUAGAUAAAAUGCAAGUAUGUUGCCCAAAACACCAUUUUGGUAAAGACUGCACACCAUGCCCUGGUAAUCAUGAGAGGCUAUGUAGCGGGAAUGGCAAAUGCAGAGGAGAUGGGACUAGGAAGGGGAAUGGUACAUGUUUGUGUGACCCCGGGUACACAGGCGGGGACUGUGAUCACUGUAUGACUGGUUAUUACUUGUCUUACAAGGAUGAUACCAAAAUGCUGUGUUCCCCAUGCCAUGUUUCCUGCAUGGGGGGUUGUAGAGCCGGUUCACAAAAAGACUGCGUGGCUUGCAAGGCAGGCUUUGCCUUUGACUCUGACGAGGGCUGUUUAGACAUCAAUGAAUGUGAUGAUGUAAAUAAAUGUACUAAAAAUCAGUUUUGUAUGAACUCCAUUGGGUCGUUCACUUGUAUGGCCUGUGAUAAAUCUUGUGAUACUUGUCACGGAGAUGGGCCGGAUAUGUGCAGAAAAUGUGCCAAAGGAUACUCGAAGAAGGGAGAGUUUUGUAUAGCUGACAGGGAAGAUGAGGACCAAUCAGAAAAGCUGACAACUACAAGAAACGAGGAGUUAUAGGCCAUAAUAUAAGGAUACCAAUAAUGUGGUCAUUAUUUUGAGUAGGUACAUGACAUAUGUGGGGUUGCUGAUCGCUACCGGUAUACUGCUACCCAGAUCAACCUCUCUCGGUAGCCUCGUAGGAGCCAUGGUCCUCUCCUACAUCCUCGGAGCCGAGUAUUACUGUAUGAUCAACGGUCAUACCGGUUUAGUUGACCUGAAGAAUUUCGAUCUGGCCCAGUUGUUUCAUACUUAGUAAGAUUUUAGCCUAAUUUUCAAAAUUCCCUGGCAUUUUUAGGUACUUUAAGAUACAGUGAAGUGCGGUCGGUAUCUGCCAGGUCUUAGAAAUAAGUAGGUAAUCAAGAAAUUAAUAUAUUUGUAAGUCUUUAUCAGUCAUGGAUUAAGAUUGCAGUCUAAUAAUUUUAAAUGGUGUUGUUCCAUAAUGUUUUUGUGAUAUUUUUGUUUUAUGUCAGAGACAAGUUUUACGUUUUUUUUAUUGAUUUUUCAAAAGUGUGAAAUGUGAUUUUAUGACGUGAAGUAUGUAUUUUGAUUUAUUUAUCUUAGGCAUUUAUUAAAUUGUGUUUAUUUAUUAUACAUACUUAUUACAUGUAAAUCACGAAUUCUACCUCUUGUUGUCUACAUUACGAAAGGAAACCGUUGUGUAUUUAUUAUUAUCAUAAUUCGAUUUGAUUUAAUUCCAUCCAUUUUGAGAGAUUGUUUUCUAUAAUUAAUUUAUGGUAAUCUGUGUUGUUUUUAUUAAUUUUCGGUACACAGUGUAAUGAACUGAUUGCUCAUAAUAAUUAAAGAAUAAGCCACAAAAUAUUGUUUGUAAGUACAUACCUCUUUUGUUGUGAUCGUUAACUAUGUGAAUCGGAAGGAUGUGAAGAUCAAUUGCCCUUUAGACUAAAGGUUUUUGUACACAGUUUAAUAUACCAUAGACAUUAAAUAGGUACAAAAUGCACUAUUCUACAACCAUAACCAGAAACUAAGGCACCCAAGUUUGCUUUUUUUGGAGACCAAAGAGUUUUCAUAGUACAACAGCUACUAAAGUUAAUGAGGCGUAAAAUUGUGCAAGCCAGCACUGGCCACGUCCCGUACAAAAUGCCAUAGACAGCGGAUAGUGGCCCAUUGUGUACAAGAACCUUAGCCAUGGUGCAAACAAAUUAACAGUACAGUAUUGAAUGAACGUGAACGCAGCCAUUAACUCCUUUACCUUUGCAAAUAAAAAUAAAUCGUUUUACAUUGUC
Helicoverpa armigera (cotton bollworm) is the source of this 2432-nucleotide messenger RNA. RefSeq names its product cysteine-rich with EGF-like domain protein 2. The coding region runs from base 226 to 1206 and encodes 326 amino acids. Lineage: Eukaryota; Metazoa; Arthropoda; Insecta; Lepidoptera; Noctuidae. The record is from RefSeq and is a predicted model, not a curated record. Gene Ontology annotation, molecular function: calcium ion binding. The transcript has 4 exons.